UCUCAAUGAUGAAGAGGUGCUGUUCACACCGGCAGUAGAGCUGUGAAGAGCAGAUCGGUGGGCUGCACUUCAAACAUCGUGCAGACCACGACUGUGCAUGCAGGAAGGAGGGCUCUGCACCACUCUGCUGCAAUGAUCCCAUUUGACAGAGCCGAGAAGAAGGUUACAGGUGGGGCGUAGUUUGAUAUCUCACUGAAUUAUCUCACAACAGGCUCCAACAAACACCACAAAGACGUGCUAUUGUUGUCUGCAACAUAGAAAAUGGACCAAAAGUGGAUUCUGGUGAUUCUGAUGAUUUUUCGUGAAAUUACUUCAGGAGCUGGUGUAGACAUGGCAAUAAAGGAAGGGAAGCCGGCUCAAAUCGAAUGUGAGCCUCGUGAAAAGGGCACCUUAGUUGUGUGGUUUCGACAUCUGGACAGAACUGGCAUGGAGUUCCUUGCGUCUUUCACCAACAAUGGUGUGCAAAAGGUCACUGGAAACUCCUUUUCACAAUUAUUCAGUCACUCCAAGGAGUGGCCAAUUUAUUUAACUCUGAAGUCUUUCAACCAAUUUCGGGACAGCGGUGUUUACUGCUGUGCUUCGCUCAAAAACAGUGAACUGAAAUUCGGCAACGCAACACGACUGGUCCUAGAAAAAGUGAAAGUAGUAAAAGAAACAUCGCCCCCCACUCAGCUAAAUACCUGCACGACUGCCUUGCCAUGUGUUUGUGAGCACACUAACCAGCAAGAUACCACUCCUGAGAUGUUUUGCUCUCUAAUCAUUCUGGGCCCACUGGCUGCCAGCUGUGGCCUUCUCCUUAUACUCCUCAUCAUCACCACCUUCUACUGCAACCACAUAAGGACACGGAGAUGCCCACACCAUUACAAAAGAAAGCCGGUGGCUGCUCCUGGAAAACAACUGAUGGCCAACAGCCAUGUUUAAUCCAAACGGUGAAACUGCACAUUCUUUUACCGUGAUGUUUUACUGUUGCUAAAUAUUUUGUGUCUUAUGUCAGCUUAAUGACGUUCAUGGUCGAUGUUUUUCUGCAAGCUUAAAAAAUAUGCAUUGUUUUUGAUCCUUAAUAAUGAAAAUGUUCAGUUUAUAAAAUACUUCAUUGUCAAAGUUUUACCUGCAUUGAUAGCGACAGUAAAAUAAUGCUUUGCUUUCACAUUCAGAUCGAACUCUGAUUGGAAUAACAUGAAAUCAAAUGUGUAUUUAUCCGCUCUCCAUGAAUGUUAAAAAUAUACCAUAUAGCCAAAUGACAGUUUAAUCUGAAUCCCGUGGACUUCUCAGCACUGUACAUUCAUGAUUGGUAUUGAACAUUUUAAAACUAUAACAUAACCUUCCUUUAGUUUAAAAUAUAACUUACAACUUAAGAUAUAAAGAUAAUGUGCCCUGAUUAACCAAAAUAUAAAAUGAAAUGUUGGAACAUUUUAGAGUUUUGUUUUUAUUUAGUUAUUUAGUUUAUUUUGUAAUUGGUAUCAGACAGUUAGUAAAAAUACUUUAUUCGGUAGAAUUGGAUGUACAGUAUUUGUAAAUUACCCUAUUUUUGUGGUUUCUUUUGUAACUUGAAAUUUUAAACAAAUAAAAGAUAUUGUCACUCAAUUAAAAACAACCAA
Molecule: messenger RNA, 1598 nt
Organism: Eleginops maclovinus (Patagonian blennie)
Lineage: Eukaryota; Metazoa; Chordata; Actinopteri; Perciformes; Eleginopidae
Gene: cd8a
Product: CD8a molecule
Exons: 6
Coding region: 262-921 (219 amino acids)
Source: RefSeq, a predicted model, not a curated record